UCCGGAUUUCGUUCGCAGCAGCUGAAGAUUGCUGUAGCUAGCGGUUUGAGCUCCAGAGCUAAUACAGUACAAGGAUUCAUGACAGAGUGUUGCUAGCUAGACUAGUUGCAUCGCAAGACUCGAUUCAUUCGGUCCUGCAGUCUGCGAAGGACAUUCGACACUCCAGCGGACAGGGACGUAAAGCGAAGCCCCAGCAGGAUACCUCGCUGACUGGAAAUUGGACCGAGACUUUUGCCCGCUCUUCUCCACUCGUCUUCGAGCUCAAAGUCACUCAAUGCUGCGCUCCUCUCACUCAGCGCAGCACCACGGCUCCGACUAGGUAGCUAGCUGUUCAUGUUCUUGUAGUUAUCUAGGCUCAGGUUCAGAACAAGGACACCAGCGAUACGUUUUUGACAUUUGACGAACGAAUUAGGCACAGGGAGAAACCGAUCCACGAAGAGACGGGAGUCGGGGCCAGGCGGGGAAGCGAGGGGUGCCCGGAUAAAGUAAGGGGGUCGCCUCCAGCAGCCUUGGCGGAUUUAUCCCUACCCAAGUUACAAACAUCAUGGAUUGGUUAAUGGGUCUCCCUCUAUCACAAUUCAAGUCCAAUGCUCAUAAGAAGCGUGAUAGUGACGAUUGGGGUGUGGGGAUGAGGAUGGUCAAACCGUGUCCUGCUGAGUUCACGUUGACAAGGAAGUCUAAGACGAAGCCCAAUGGGAAGAAGCCGCCAGCGGAAGAGAAGAAGCAGUAUCUGGAGGCAGAGUUCACGAAAGUACGGGUGGUCGACUUUGACCUGAAAGAGCUGGUGAUGCUGCCCAGGGAGAUAGACCUCAACGAAUGGCUCGCCAGCAACACUACGACCUUCUUCAAUCUUAUAAACCUGCAGUACAGCACCAUCUCCGAGUUCUGCACUGGGGACACCUGUCAAGCCAUGACCGCCUGUAACACAAUAUACUACUGGUAUGACGAGAGGGGGAAGAAGACAAAGUGCACUGCACCUCAGUACGUCGACUUCGUCAUGAGUCUGGUGCAGAAGCUGGUAACAGACGACGACAUCUUUCCUACGAAAUACGGCAAAGAGUUCCCCAACGCGUUUGAGUCUUUGGUAAAGAAGAUCUGCCGUUAUCUGUUCCACGUCCUGGCUCACCUCUUCUGGGCGCACUUUAAGGAGACAGUCGCCCUGGAUCUACAGGGCCACUUGAACACUCUGUACGCACAUUUCAUUGUUUUCGUAAGGGAAUUCAACCUGGUCGACCCCAAGGAGACCUGUAUCAUGGACGACCUGUCCGAAAUCCUCUGCGCCCCCGCGCCCCCAGCACCCGCCGCACCUUCCUCCCCCACCUCGGCCCCUUCCCCCUCCUCACACAACCAUGUGACGGAGAGAUGAGCAGGGGUUGCCGCGAGAAGCAGCCCCGGGAAGGAGGUGGUAGAUGAUAAAGAUAGAGGAGAGAAGUGGAAACAGAACGCCUGGUCCCCUUCCUAGGCCUCUGGCUUCAGCAGCAGGACCUGGAGACCUUCCACUACCCUUAUAUUUCGCUAUGACGCCAGCCAGCCGGAAGGAUCCAGGGGGGAGGGGUUUUUGGGGGUGGGGGGUAGGGGGGGGGUGUUGUCACGCCAACAGGAAUUGGCGUCAGCAUGUUCCUCCCAGGGGCAAAUCCCUCCCAUCUGCUCUGCAAUUUAAACUAGGAACAAACUAUGUGUAAUGUUUUAUUUGACUUUUAUUAUAUUUUGUUUUAUUUUUCUCAUUGAGGACAGUGUGUCUGUUUGCCCUUUCCUCCCUCUGUCCUCUGCCUAAAGUAUAGUUCAGGAUGGUGGCUCUGCUUUGCUUGAACAUACUAUUGUACAGUGUUGUUAUUGUGUGGAGAAAAGGUGACUCUAUUAUCGUAUUGGCUCUUUGCUCCCCCUAGUGGUGGGAGGAUUGAAGGGGGACCGUCACUACGCUGGCCUAUAGGGAGCCAUGUAACUGCCUGGUGGGCGACACUAGCCAAUCACUGUUUGGGUUGUUAAUCUUGGGAUGAUUCAAGUGCUUCCUACUCAGGACCUGAGAGAACACAAGUCACUGCUGCCAGAGAGAAGUAGUCUAUUUUUCUCAUUCUCUCUGUCCACAAAACUUCUCUCAGUCCCUUAAAUGUUAGUUGUCAUUCUGGUAUUACUCUAGUCAGGUAAUCACCUGAUGUACCCCUCUUUAACAGAUCCAUCCCAGAGGCCACCCAUAGAGGGCAGUAUAGACAAGGGUGGCACUGCCACACAAGCAGGGAGAUAGAGAAGAAGAUAUAAAGAUUGUAUAUUAGAUAUUUAAUCUGACCAGACAUGUUACUACAAGACAAAGUGGUUCCCAUUAUUUGAGUACAGGGGAGGGUGGUGGAGAGUGGAGACCUCUUCCCCAGGGAACAGAGCUGUUUGCUGUGGGUACGGUACAGCGGCAGCCCCCCUGCUUCCACCAGCAGCACAGGAGAAGGACAAAGACAUUGGUUAUGUCUGCACGCCCAAAAAGAAGGGAGGAAAGGAGGAUACGUGUGGGGGUGGUCUGUUUGCUGUUCUGUAUUGCGGAACAAGCCCCACAGUCUCUUGACGAUACCCCCCAGCCCCUUACCUUUUGGUUUUUAUUUUCCCUUUCAAAUGUACUUUUUUUUUUUUAAUUAUCAAAGAUGAAACUAGUUCAUGAAAAAUAAUGGCAUCCUUACACAUGUAUAGAAAAAUGCACAGUCUGCUUCAACUUCACUGUACAGAGAGUGGCAAGCUGAAUCCGUCAGACAUAGCCUCUGUAUCAAGGAGGAUUUGGGUUUAUAGUUCUCCUUUUUUAUUUAUCUUUUUUUUUUGCAGGGUUCUUCAGUUCUGGCUUUUAUUUUCAUGUAUUUUAAUUAUUAACUAAGUUAAAAGCAAUUUAAUAUUUUAAACUCUGCGGAUAAUAAUCGAAUAAAAGACAAAUGCCG
This is a messenger RNA of Salmo salar (Atlantic salmon), 2912 nucleotides long. Its product is annotated as MOB kinase activator 2. Lineage: Eukaryota; Metazoa; Chordata; Actinopteri; Salmoniformes; Salmonidae. The record is from RefSeq and is a predicted model, not a curated record.